CAUGAAAAACACUUGAUCCUUCCAAUCUAAGAAAAAAAACGUAUUUUUCUCACAAACAUUUUUUUUAGAAGUAGCGCGCAUGUGAUUAUUGUUUAUGUUAUAUUUCAGUUUUCAUACACGGAUUUACCGGAUAUUUAUCAGUUACAAUUUUAAGUUUCAAGCUGUUAGUUUUAAUUAUAUGUGUGUGUUCUAUGAAUAAGGGGAAAGGAAAAUGUAUAUAAUAACAUGUUGCGUUGAGUUUGGCUCAAACUAGUGUUUUUAAAACAAUUUUAGUAUUGCAGAAAUUCUUAUCUUGGUUAAAAUUGUUCACGGGAAUCAAGAAACAAGUAAGCUGUGAUGACUGCAGGAGAAAACAUGUCUCUGCUGGUUUUAAUUGCUCUCCUCAGUUCUGUAGCUGCACAGUCUGCACUAACUCAUGUAUCACCUUUCUUCUUUCUUUGCAAUUACCAUGGCAACGUCCAAGAACUGGGACAACGCACUGGUGAGGUGAAAAUUAGUGUGUCAAUACAGGGAAACCCUGAUGUGUACACUCCAGAACAAUUAUACGAGGUGACUGUAUUAUCAAGCAUGAAUUUUGAUGGUUUUCUUCUCACGGGACUGUACACACGUUCUGAAAAUGGUGGUGGAAGGAUGCAUGGUCAAGGGCAGAACCUGAUGUGUUCUAUUGUUCAUACACAUAUGUCUAGCCCACCUGUACAUGAAUUCAAAUUUGUCUGGAUAGCUCCCCCUGCUGGAACAGGAUGUGUCAACUUUCUGGCGACAGCAACACUAAGGCAAGAGCUUUUAUUUAAAGAUACAACAGUGCUACAACUUUGUGAAGCAGAUGAUAUGAAAGGACCAUUGAGACCAGUUAUGGCUGAUAUUCAUACAGAUCAUGUUAUAUUUAGAGAUGACUUUGACUCUUAUGAAACAUUUGCACCAGAUCUAUGGUUAAGACAUGAAGGUGCUUUUGUUGAACAGUCAUGUGGAUCUAUAUUCUUUGGAAAUGCUGCUGUAUUCUGUGAAAAAACUGGUCUUCGGGAACUGGUGACGAUGCCCUUAAACACAACAUCUGCAAGUGUUUUACAGUUUGCAUUUGGUACUGGUAAUUGUUCAGUAAAUGAUGAAGUUGUAAGUAUUGAUGUCUCGUAUGGACUGAAUAAUUGUCGUGAUUGGCAUAUAUUGGAUACAUUCAGGGCUUCAAAAAGUGAAGUAACAGAAACGGUUCUUGUUUAUCUACCAAUCAAAGCUAGAGGUGAAGGCAUUUGUUUUUCAUGGAAAGAAAGUCAAGCAGACAUCCUUCUUCAAACAACACAAUCUACUACUUUGGGAGCAACAGAACCUCCCCUCGGACAUACGAUACCAAUAAUAAUAAGUGAUGAGGGUAGCACAACAGAAGUUGUUACUGGCAGCACCAUGGAAAGCUAUGGAUAUAUGUCAACAACUGAUACGCCUACAACUACAUUACACAAUGUCCCCUUACACACUGCACAAACUACUUACCACUCUAUUCAUGAUGUAGAAGUUCAAGAUCAGCCUUUAAAUGAUGAAACGUCCAAAAUAAAACAUGGCCAUAAGACUAAAAGUAGUUCAGGACAUAGAAAAAUAGUGUACAAAGUGGGUACUAAAACAGUUGGUGGAAACAGUCAACCAGGAGAUUCAGCCACUAUGUACAGUGGUUGCUGGGCAAUAGACCAGGUAGUGAUUGUCAACACAGCUCAUGCUCCAUCAACACUACAAGAUUCAUUUCAACCUGUAGACCCAAGUAAUUGGUUAUCUUUCCCAGGUGCUUAUUUUAAGCAUCAAUGUCAUUCAGAAGACACAGCUAUGGUAUUUAAUCAACAAACAGGUGUAUCAGGAGUCUCUACUCGAGACAUUAAUCUGUCACCAAGUAAUUCCUCCGCUGAUAUCAUUCUUGAGGAACAAUUUGAAUCAAAGUCACAACCUGGCUGGGAAGUGACAGGUGGCCAUGUAGAUGUUAGCUGUGGUGAGAUAUACUCCUCUAAUUCCAUGGUAUUUAAUGCUGCUGUCAAAAGUAGGAAGAUUUGCACACCGUUGAUUGAUAUAAAGAAGGCAGGAGCACUCAGAUUCCACUUUGGCAUGGGAUCUGGCGGUUGUCAUUUUAGUGAAGAAAAGAAAUCAGAAGUUUUAGUGUAUAUGGAAGAUGAUAAUGCCCAAACCUUGUAUAUCAUAAAAAAACUUUAUGUUCAAUCUUAUAAGCAAGCUCGCCUUGUAUCAAUUCCAUUGAAGCAAGUAGAUAAAUAUGAAAGUGGACGGAUCUGUUGGCUUCAGAAGUAUACUGGAGGUCUUGAUCAGUAUGUGUGGGCUAUAGACAACAUUCAAGUUUUACCAGACUUUCCACAGAAAUCAGACAUUGAUAGUGAUAAAAUGCUACAGUUUUCAAUGAAUUUAAGAUGUGGAAACAAUCCAGAGAAAAAUCAGGUGGAACUUGAAUUUUCAACAGAUUAUGGUGAAAAAUGGCACCCACUUGUAGAAAAUUGUUUACCAGGACAGUGUAAUAGAAAAUACAAUCCAACACCAUCAACAUUUCAAACAAGUCAGUUUGAAAAUUGGAAACGUUUCACCACCCAUGUGCCAUAUGCUGCACAAGUUCCUAGUGUGAGAUUUAAAUGGAAGAAGAUCUCCAGUGAUGACCCCAACUGGGCUCUUGAUAAUAUAUUUAUUGGUUCUUGUCCUUCUGGAUGUAAUGGACAUGGUAGAUGUAUGGACAAUGCUUGCAUAUGUGAUUUUGGAUACACUGGUUCAACUUGUUCAGAAUCUGUUGUUCCUAAUCCAACAACUAUUGUCGAGAACUUUGAAGGAACCAAUCUGUUUACUAGUGCAAUAAUAGAAGAAGUUAAAGGAGGCAUUCUUGGUUUUCAAUGUGAUGUUUUGUCAAGUGGAAAAGCUGUUGUGUUCAACCAAGACGGUAUUAGGGAGCUUGUAACCAGAGAGUUGAACACAAGUGACGGCAUGUAUAUACAGUUUAAUAUACGUGUAGGAAGCUACUCAUCGGUGUCUGACUGUCCUGCACCGGAAGAUACUAAGGAGCUUGUAAUUCUUGAUGUUUCCUGUGAUGGUGGUGUAACAUGGAAUCUUCUGAAAACAUUCAAUAUUUUCGACUAUCGGAAGCCAAUGUCUGAUUCGGUGAAGUUACCAGAUAUUGCAAGAGGUAGUAAUUGUAAGUUUCGAUGGUUUCAACCGGAACAUUCAGGCUUUCAUAAUGAUGUAUGGGCUUUGGAUGACAUAAAUUUGAAUGACCAUCUUUUCAACACAAUACAUGUUCAUAUGACAAGCCUUGAUGAUUUUGAUGAAAAACUAACUGUCACAAAUGGCAAACUCUCUGAUCAUUAUUGUAAUAGGAUGAAAAGUAUAAGCUUUAUUGGGAAACCGGAAGGAAACUUUUCUCGAAUAUUGACAACAGAGUCGAUGCAUGUUGGACCAGGUUAUAUAUUACAAUUUGAACUUGUAAUGGGAUGUGGUCUGCCAUAUUCUGAAAUAAAGGACAACCAUGUGUAUCUUGAAUAUUCAACUGAUCACGGCAUACAUUGGGACCUUGUAAUAGAACCGUGUCUGCCGCCCGAGCCAUGUGAUCCUAUACAUGAAGGGACAAUAUAUGACUGGACACGAUAUAAGGAGUGGACACGUGUAACAAUACCUUUACCAGAAACUUCUUGGGGACCAUCAACUAGAUUUCGUCUGAGACAAUCGGAUUGGACAAACACAGAUACUUGGGGUGUGGCUAGACUUUAUAUUGGUCAGCAAUGUCAUAAUAUGUGUCAUGGACAUGGAGAUUGUAACGAAGGAAUAUGCAUAUGUGAUGAAGGAUAUGAAGGAGAUGAUUGUCACCCUGCUACACACCUCAAUGAUAAAAUGCAGGCAGAUUUUGGUAUACGCUAUCACCCUGACACUGACUUUGAGAGUAUACGAGGAGGAAAAGUUGUCAGCAAUAAUCGGGGAUGUGGCAAUAUUCACUCAGAUGAAUCACUUUAUUUCUUUGAUAAUGGCGUGAGGGAACUAGUAAGUAAAGACAUGGAUACACGUAAUGCAGAUUAUAUACAAUUCUACAUACGUAUUGGUGGUGGUGGUCAAUAUUGUAAUGGUGGAGAUCAUAGAUCGGAAGGUGUUAUUCUACAAUAUUCAAACAAUGGUGGCGUCACAUGGAACCUUCUUGAUGAGCUUGAAGGCACUUUGUAUUUAACACCUAAGCUAGUUUCAAAUGACUUGCCUAAAGAUGCAAAAUCACCCAGUACACGAUUUCGCUUGUGGCAGCCUAAACACUCUGGAAAAGGAUACAAUCAAUGGGCUGUGGAUGAAAUGCAACUCGGACAAUACGAAAACCUCCCGUCACUGGAAGAUGAUUUUAACGGUUCUACAGAGCCGCUAGAUUCUAAUAUGUGGAUGACAGUAGCUGGUGGUGUGAUUGGCAAGUAUUGUAACUCACAGAACCCAGUCCUUAUCUUGGCUAACCGCGAUUCAGACAAAAAAGUCAUCACCAAAGACCUUAAUUUGCAAGUCGGGGAUGUCAUUCAAUUCAAGAUUAAUGUGGGAUGUAGUAACCAGUUUAGAUGGAACCAUCCAGUGUUUUUUCAAUAUUGGCCAAGGGGUGGUAAUGGAUUUCGUCUAGUUCAAGAGGCGUGUUAUCAAGAGAUGGCUUGUGAUGGUAGAAACACAGAAGGCAGUGUGUAUUAUGCUGGCCCUCAAGGUCAUUGGCAACUUGUUGUCAUACCUGUCACAGAACAACUUGCUAAAUAUCCUAUAAUUUUGAGAUGGUGGCAGCCAGGAGGGUAUCCAUACAAUUUUGCCCUAGAUGAUGUAUAUAUUGGUCCUCCAUGUCCUGAUAACUGUCAUAGAAAUGGUGUCUGUAAAAAAGGUGCUUGUGUUUGUGAUACACAAUCAGAAGAUCCCACAUGCCAAUCUGAUGAUCCAACUCCAUAUGGAAUGUUAGAUAGAUUUGAACAAUUACAUCGUCCAUCAGAUUUCUGGAAACGUAUCUGGGGAGGCCAUCUAGGGGUUAGUUGUGGAAUUGUUGAUUCAGGAAAUGCCUUAAUUUUUGACGGUGAUGGUACAAGGGAAGCUGUGACGGUUGCACUGAAUACCACAUAUCUAAGGAUUCUAGAGUUUGUAGUGAAGAUAGGUAGUACAGAUAAGAAGUAUCAGUGCAUUCAGCCAUCAUCUCCAAAUGAAGGAAUUAUUUUAGACUUCUCAACAGAUAACGAAAUUACCUGGCAACUACUAAAGGAUAUUGAACCAAUAUUGUACAAUGGAACACGAGAGCGAGUGGUUCUAGAGCUGCCAGCAGAAGCUAAAACAGAAAGAACUAUAUUCAGAUGGAGACAACCAUUAGGUUAUGGUGGGAUGACUCGAGCAGAAUGGGGACUUGAUAGAGUUACAAUAGGAGUGAAUGAGACAAACAUGGAGGGAUUUCAAGACAACUUUUCAGGAAUGAUGCCGGAUAUGUUUACAUGGUAUCAGACGGAAAGUGCUGUUCCAAGAAUCACAUGCAACUCUAAAGGAAAUGCCUUAGAAUUCAGCAGAAAUGGAGAAAAGAGAUUUGCAGAAACUUGGGACUAUCAUAUAAAACCAUCCACCUUCCUGCAGUUUGACAUUGCUAUGGGAUGUGACUCUCUUUCCAGUAGCCUGUAUGGAGUUCUGCUUGAGUAUUCUACAGAUAUGGGUAAAAACUGGAACCCAGUUGUCCAGGAAUGUACACCACCGAAAUUUGAGUGCACUGGGUACCACUUACAGAGUGACUUUAUGUCUGAUCAACAUAGAAAUUGGACACGAAUUUCAGCGUACCUUCCUAACGGUGCUGUUUCUCCAGCCACACGAUUUAGAUGGCAACAACAUAGUCAAAGUAACCGUGGGAAUGUUUGGGCUCUUGACAAUGUGUAUCUAGGAGAUGGUUGUCCAUGGUUGUGUUCAGGCCAUGGUUAUUGUGAUAAAGGAGCAUGUGUAUGUGAUGAUGGAUAUAGUGGAGAGUUUUGUGUACCCUCUAAACCUCUUCCUAUGAUGUUAAGGGAUGACUUUAACCGUGAAAAGCCCAUGAAUGAUAACUGGUUAGAGGUAUAUGGUGGUCAGCUUACAAAACAAUGUGGAACAUUAGUCAGUGGAAAUUCUUUAACUUUCACUGAUGAUAAGCUCAGAAUGGCAGUUACAAGAGAUUUGGACACCAGUAUGUUGAACACAAUAGAAUUUGACUUCUUGUAUGGCUGUAAAGGAAAGAAGAUAGAAUGGUCUCGUAAUCAAAGUGUUUUAUUACAGUAUUCCAACAAUGGAGGGAUAACCUGGAAUCUUGUCAAGGAGCUACAUUAUCCCAAUGUCACAAAGCCAAGAUUUUUUAGUCUUGAAUUACCAGUAAAAGCACGACACAAUUCAACAAGGUUUAGAUUUUGGCAACCAUCAAAUGAAGGGAAAAUGCAGUCUACAUGGGCUAUAGAUAAUUUGUUUAUUGGACGAAUGACCAUGAAUCCAAGCUCUAUGUCGGAUGAUUUCAACACAAAUAUAAAUUCUGACUCCUGGUUGUUUGUAAAUGAGGGAGAAAUUGGUUCCUAUUGUGAACAAAACACCAGAUCAGAUACAGAGGGUGCUGGGGAGUCCGCUUUAGUAUUCAAACAAGGCUUAGAUCAAGGCGAGAACUCAGUUAUAACUCGAGAUUUAGAUGUUGGUCCAAUGUCUGUCUUGCAGUUUGAUAUUAAUGUUGGUUGUUCGUCAGAAGCCACUCACAAAUAUCCUGUAAGAUUAGAGUAUUCAGCGGAUGGUGGUAAAACAUGGCAUUUAGUUAUACCAAAUUGUGCCACAGAGUCAUACACUAAUUGUCACGAUAGUCUUCUACAUCCCAGUAUAUUUUAUGGCGGAACUUCAAAAUAUUGGAGGAGAAUUGUCAUACCUCUUGACAGUCUAUAUGCUUGUGGGUCUUUGAGAUUUCGUUGGUACCAGGGUGUGAUCCCAGCAGAUGAUUAUGGACCUCAAUGGGCGUUAGAUAAUGUGUUUGUUGGUAUGUCAUGUAUGCAGCACUGCUUAGGGAAAGGGGAAUGUAGCAGCACGAUGAUGUGUUCAUGUGACAGAGGCUUUAAUGGUGAUGUUUGUGAGCCUGAACAAUUGUUUCCUGAAUAUUUGAAAGAAGGUUUCCCCUUAGUUGAUGGUUCAAAUGAUAUUCCAGAAAGUCUUCAGCUUUUAGAUUCCUUUGUGAGCCCUCACAAGAUUGUUGAUGAGAAGAAGUGGGACAUAUGGUCAGGUGGAAUUGUUUCAAAAGACUGUGAUCUUCUCGUUGAUAAAAACAGCCUUGUGUUUAAAGGGACAGGAGAAAGGGUCCUCGUUACACGAGAACUUAAUCUAUUGAAAGCCACGACGGUACAGUUUUAUUUAAGACUAGGAUGUAGUGAUUCUACCCCUAACCCACUGACACCUCCUGUGUAUGUCCAGUAUAGCACAAAUGGAGGCAUCAACUGGCACACCAUACAACAGUUUGAUUUCAGUCCUGACAGUCAUAAACCAUUUUAUGUGGUGUUGAAUUUUCCACCAAAAGCACAAUCACCAUCUACACAGUUAAGAUGGUGGCAGCCAUCACAGCAUGGAGAGUUUUUGGAACCCUGGGCUAUAGAUGAGAUAUAUAUUGGUGGUGACAAUGAAGGUGAGCAAAUGCUAGCAGACCACCCAACUUCACCUAAAGACCCUAAUUGGCUUUUAAACCCGGGUGCUGUUAUAAAACCAGUGUGUGGCAAAGGUUUUGAUGCAAUAGAUUUUGUUGGUGGUGAGAAGUAUAGAUUUGCAGUCACAGCUGAUGUUGUGGUACAGGAGGGUACAAUUUUACAGUUUGAUUUAUCCAUGGGAUGUUCAGAUCCUAAACAUUGUUUCGGAAUAUACGUAGCAUACUCCGUCAAUAAAGGUGUUACAUGGGAACCACUGUGGAAGCCUUGCUAUCCAUCAAAUAUAGAGUGUAACAAAGUCAUCAGGACAGACAAUGCCUAUAUGUCAGAUUAUAAUUGGGGCUGGAAUAGACACACAAUAUUGCUUGGGUUCCAUACAAGGUCACAAGAAACACGAUUUUUGUGGUACCAACCUGAUGGCUUCAAUGUAAAGGAUACAUGGGCUAUAGCCAAUUUAUACAUUGGAACACAUUGUCCAACAUUAUGCAGUGGACAUGGAAAAUGUACAGAAUAUGGUUGCAUAUGUGAUGAGGGUUGGUCAGGAAGUUCAUGUGACAGUGCUUUGACAGCUUUACCAGACUAUCUGUAUGAUAAGUUUGAGGUGGAAUCAGAUGAUUGGUUUAAGAGUGUUGGCGGAAAGCGUGUUACACCAUGUAAAACAAUGGCAUCUGGGCUGGCAUAUCAUUUCACUGGGAACUGUUCACGUAUUUUGACAUCUCAUUACCUUGAUCUCAGUGAUGCAGCAUUCAUUCAGUUUAACUUCAUGUAUGGAUGUUUGUCACCUCCGGACAAUCUAGACGAGAGCGUAACUAUUGGUUUCUCUACUGGUGCCGAUGCUUGGACUAGUAUUUCAACAUUGCACUUUCUAAACUACCGAAAUCCCACAUUUGUCACCUUGCAACUACCGCAGGAAGCCAAACAGAAUGGUACCCAAAUAACAUUCACACAGCUUCAGCAUAGCGGAUUAAAUCAAGAUGAUUGGAUUAUUGAUAAUUUACGUGUUGGCGGACAUUUAAAAAACCCAGACUCUAUGAUGAGUGACUUUGUCCCAGGCAUAGAUCCAGCACAGUGGUACACAUUUGAUAAUAUAAAAACUGAUGAUUAUUGUGACUGGGAGAAUGUUGCAAUUGGUAAUACGCAUGAUGAAGAAAGUGCAUCUCUUACAACUCAAGACCUACAUGUAGGGUCAAACUAUAUGCUACAGUUCUGGUAUAAUGUUGGAUGUAUGCGACAAUGGAAUAUUUCAGUAGCACCAGUACAUCUACAGUAUUCUACGGACUAUGGUAUGACAUGGUCGUAUAUUUUACGACAGUGUCUGUCCAAUGAUCCAGUUUGUCCACAAGGUACUUCUAUGGCAAGUGUGUACUAUGGUGAUCCUAUGGGCACUUGGCAACGUGUUACAAUCCCACUUGAAGGAAUGACUAUCUCAAAUUCAACAAGAUUCCGCUGGCAACAACGUCCUGUAGAUGAUGAACACAGUGUUGUUGACUUUGGUUUAAGAGAUAUAUAUAUUGGUCCAGCGUGUGAGGAUCUGUGUAAUGGUCAUGGUGUAUGUCGACCAAACAACUAUCCAGCAUGUGUCUGUGAUGAUGGUCAUCAUGGUCGUAACUGUUAUCCAUGGAAAGUAAACAAUCCGACGGAGUUAAAGGAUACAUUUGAUAGUGAAGGUAUAGACAAGUCAAAAUGGUCUCUGAUACAAGGUGGAACAAUACAAGAACCAUGUACUCAACUAGUGGAAGGUACAGCUCUAGUACAGAAUGGUCCAGGUCUGAGACAAGUUGUCACUACUGAUAUGGACCUCAGGGAUGCAAAAUUUGUCCAGUAUACAGCUACAAUAGGAGGUGAGAGCAACUUGGAUGAUUGCUUUAAACCGUACAGACGAGACCAAAGCGUUAGUCUACAAUAUAGUAUAGAUGGUGGUAUUCACUGGAACACUUUACAUACACUUGAUUAUGCGAGUUACCUAAAACCAAGACGUGACUAUAUUCCCCUGCCACAAGAGGCAAGGACUCGUAGUACUAAGAUCAGAUGGUGGCAGUUGCUGUCAGAGGAUACAGAGAGGCCCCCUCCAGCAUGGGCUCUUGAUGAUGUUUAUAUUGGAGGUCAUGAGAUAAACCCAGCAAAUAUUGAAAUAAAUUUCAAUGAAACUUUGAUGUUGAAUGAUCAACCAUGGGAGUUUUCUCCGUAUGGACAUAUAGGAGCUGAGAUUUGCAAGAAAGAUGAUAGUGUUAUAAUGUGGGAUGAAGGAAACGGAACGAGAGAAUUUACAACAAAACAACUUAUUGUACAGAUGAACUAUUUACUGCAGUUUAAGAUUUCUGUAGGGUGCGAUAAAACAUUCAAUGUCUGCCAGCCUCAUGCACCUGUCAAGCUUGUCUUCAACAAAAAUCCUAGUCACGAUAAAUGGUAUGAAGUUAUACCAUUGUGCUUGCCCGAUAUAAACAGACGUAUGGAUUGUUUACCCAACAAGUUUCACGCUGCUAGCGAGUACUGGGCAGAUACACAUCCAACAUGGACUCGAGUAACUAUCAAACUACCGGAAAAAACAUUCUCAAGCACAACUCGGUUUAGAUGGAUACAGGAUUCAGUGGAUAAGACGGCACCAAGUUGGGCAUUAGAUGAUAUAUAUGUAGGGGAGACAUGUCCAAGCAUGUGUCAUGGCCGGGGAGAUUGUGCUGGAGGAAAAUGUAUCUGUGAUACUGGAUAUAUAGGUUCAUCUUGCAUGCCUGGAGAGAAACAGAAAAGUCGACUGUUUGAUUCAUUUGAGGGCGGAGUGUAUACAUCACACUGGGAUGUUGUGUCGGGUGGUGGUAUUGGAUUUGGAUGUAAAGCAUUGCUUCCAUAUGCCCAUGGUAAAACACUUUACUUUAAUGGCUGUGGUAUUAGGGAGGCAAGGACAGUGGAAAUGGAUCUAACAACUUCAAGCAAAAUAAUGUUUGUUUUACAAAUUGGUUGCCGGGCUCAAACACCAGAAUGUAAUGUGAAAACAGGAGACAUGUCAAAUUAUAGAGGUGUAUUGCUACAGUAUUCGUCCAAUAGGGGAGCAGACUGGAUAUUGAUAGCACGACACGACCCUGGAGAACAUCUUGUGCCACGUAGAUUAGCAUAUGAUAUACCACAUCAUGCACAUGUUGAAGGUGUUCAACUUAGAUGGAUACAACCAGUUCAUGGUGGACAGGGAUUUGAUCAAUGGGCAAUAGAUAAUGUAGAAGUUGUGCCAGGUAGAAGCUACAGAAGAUAUUACAGAAGAAGGAGACAUCUUGCUCAAAGCUAAAGUCUAAUCUACCAGUGUAGAUAACAUUAAAUGUGUCUAACAUAUGCAAAUUAUUCACGAUAUUUGGAGACUGAAAUAUUUUAUAUGACUUUCAUGAAUGCUUUAUCAACUUCAUAAAGAAUUGUAAUAAAAAAGUAUCUUGCUUUGUACAUUUUGAAA
Ruditapes philippinarum (Manila clam) is the source of this 11061-nucleotide messenger RNA. RefSeq names its product reelin-like. Lineage: Eukaryota; Metazoa; Mollusca; Bivalvia; Venerida; Veneridae. The coding region runs from base 337 to 10902 and encodes 3521 amino acids. Gene Ontology annotation, biological process: neuron migration; central nervous system development. The record is from RefSeq and is a predicted model, not a curated record. The transcript is spliced from 60 exons. Gene Ontology annotation, molecular function: lipoprotein particle receptor binding.